Molecule: messenger RNA, 2730 nt
Organism: Propithecus coquereli (Coquerel's sifaka)
Lineage: Eukaryota; Metazoa; Chordata; Mammalia; Primates; Indriidae
Gene: HGF
Product: hepatocyte growth factor (hepapoietin A; scatter factor)
Exons: 17
Coding region: 166-2283 (705 amino acids)
Biological process (GO): proteolysis
Molecular function (GO): serine-type endopeptidase activity
Source: RefSeq, a predicted model, not a curated record
GGGAGUUCAGACCUAGAUCUUUCCAGUUAAUCACACAACAAACUUAGCUCAUCGCAAUAAAAAGCAGCUCAAACCCGACUGGCUCUUUUAGGCACUGACUCGGCACAGGAUUCUCUCACCCGGGCAUCUCCUGCAGUGGGAUCCGCCAGCACGUCCAGCAGCACCAUGUGGGUGACCAAACUUCUGCCAGUCCUGCUGCUGCAGCAUGUCCUCCUCCAUCUCCUUCUGCUUCCCAUCGCCAUCCCCUAUGCAGAGGGACAGAAGAAAAGAAGAAAUACACUUCAUGAAUUCAAAAAAUCAGCAAAGACUACUCUAAUCAAAGAAGACCCAUUUCUGAAGAUUAAAACCAAAAAAAUGAACACUGCAGACCAGUGUGCUAAUAGAUGUAUUAGGAAUAAGGGACUCCCCUUCACCUGCAAGGCUUUUGUUUUUGAUAAAACAAGAAAACGAUGCCUCUGGUUCCCUUUCAAUAGCAUGUCAAGUGGAGUGAAAAAAGAGUUUGGCCAUGAAUUUGACCUCUAUGAAAACAAAGACUACAUUAGAAACUGCAUCAUUGGUAAAGGAGGCAGCUACAAGGGAACUGUAUCUAUCACUAAGAGCGGCAUCAAAUGCCAGCCCUGGAAUUCCAUGAUACCACACGAACACAGCUUUUUGCCUUCGAGCUAUCGGGGUAAAGACCUACAGGAAAACUACUGUCGAAAUCCUCGAGGGGAAGAAGGGGGACCGUGGUGUUUCACAAGCAAUCCAGAGGUACGCUACGAAGUCUGUGACAUUCCUCAGUGUUCAGAAGUUGAAUGCAUGACCUGCAAUGGGGAAAGUUAUCGAGGCCCCAUGGAUCACACAGAAACAGGCAAGAUUUGUCAGCGCUGGGAUCAUCAGACGCCACACCGGCACAAAUUCUUGCCUGAAAGAUAUCCCGACAAGGGCUUUGAUGAUAAUUAUUGCCGCAAUCCUGAUGGCAAGCCGAGGCCAUGGUGCUAUACUCUUGACCCUGACACCCCCUGGGAGUACUGUGCAAUUAAAAUGUGUGCUCACAGUCCUGUUAAUGAUACUGAUGUCCCUGCGGAAACAACUGAAUGCAUUCAAGGUCAAGGAGAAGGUUACAGAGGCACCAUCAAUACCAUUUGGAACGGAAUUCCAUGUCAACGUUGGGAUUCUCAGUAUCCUCACCAGCAUGACAUAACUCCUGAAAAUUUCAAGUGCAAAGACCUAAGAGAAAAUUAUUGCCGAAAUCCAGAUGGAGCUGAGUCACCCUGGUGUUUUACCACUGAUCCAAACAUCCGAGUUGGCUACUGCUCCCAAAUUCCAAACUGUGACGUGUCAAGUGGACAAGAUUGUUAUCGUGGGAAUGGCAAAAACUAUAUGGGCAAUUUAUCCAAAACAAGAUCUGGACUAACAUGUUCAAUGUGGGAAAAGAACAUGGAAGAUUUACACCGCCAUAUCUUCUGGGAACCAGAUGCUAGCAAGCUGAAUAAGAACUACUGCCGCAAUCCCGACGAUGAUGCCCACGGCCCCUGGUGUUACACGGGGAAUCCGCUCAUUCCCUGGGAUUAUUGCCCUAUUUCUCGUUGUGAAGGUGAUACCACACCUACAAUAGUGAAUUUAGACCAUCCUGUAAUAUCUUGCGCCAAAACAAAACAAUUGCGAGUUGUAAAUGGGAUUCCAACACGAACAAAUGUGGGAUGGAUGGUUAGUUUGAAAUACAGAAACAAAGACUUGAAAGAUUAUGAAGCUUGGCUCGGAAUUCAUGAUGUUCAUGGAAGAGGAGAUGAGAAACGCAAACAGGUUCUCAAUGUUUCCCAGCUAGUAUAUGGACCUGAAGGAUCAGAUCUGGUUUUACUGAAGCUUGCUAGGCCUGCUGUUCUGGACGAUUUUGUUAGUACGAUUGAUUUACCUAAUUAUGGAUGCACAAUUCCUGAAAAGACCACUUGCAGUGUUUAUGGCUGGGGCUACACCGGAUUGAUCAACUCUGAUGGUCUGUUACGAGUAGCACAUCUCUACAUUAUGGGAAAUGAGAAGUGCAGCCAGCAUCAUCAAGGAAAGGUGACUCUGAAUGAGUCAGAAAUAUGUGCCGGGGCUGAAAAGAUUGGAUCAGGACCAUGCGAGGGGGAUUAUGGUGGCCCACUUGUUUGUGAACAGCAUAAAAUGAGAUUGGUUCUUGGAGUCAUUGUUCCUGGUCGUGGAUGUGCCAUUCCAAAUCGUCCCGGUAUUUUUGUCCGGGUAGCAUAUUAUGCAAAAUGGAUACACAAAAUUAUUUUAACAUAUAAGGUACCACAGUCAUAGCUGAAGUAAGUGUGUCUGAAGCAUCCAUCAAUACAGCUCUAUUUUACAUGAAGAUUUCAGAGAAUGUGGAAUUAAAAUGUCACUUAAAACAAUCCUAAAACAACUACUUGAGAGUCAUGUUUGUUAAAAUACUCAUUAAUAUUUGUGGGUGUUUUCUGUUGUUUUGUUUGUCAGUGUUAUUUUGUAAAUGUUGAAAUGAGUUAGGGUACAUGCAAGUGUAGUAACAUAUUUCCUGAAGAUACUUGAAUGGAUUUAAAAAAUGCAAAGGUGUAAUUUCUGGAUGAUAAAAGAUUUAAUGGAAAAGAUCAAUUAAUCUCUCUACGCUGCUUUCCAAGGUUAGUUUCUUAAUGAUGAAUAAACCAUAAGUUAAAUGUAACUUUAACCUCACCAAAAUAAUUUACACCUUGGGUCCUUAAAUUGUAACUCUGUAUUAAAUUAUAUUACAUU